Lepus europaeus (European hare) is the source of this 3538-nucleotide messenger RNA. It is a transcript of the gene TRIQK, whose product is annotated as triple QxxK/R motif containing. The record is from RefSeq and is a predicted model, not a curated record. The transcript is spliced from 6 exons. The coding region runs from base 387 to 647 and encodes 86 amino acids. Gene Ontology annotation, cellular component: endoplasmic reticulum membrane. Lineage: Eukaryota; Metazoa; Chordata; Mammalia; Lagomorpha; Leporidae.
AAAAAGCAACGAAGAAUAUAUUAUUUUUGGUAUCUGGAAUUGAAUUUGCCAGGGAUGCAAAUACAGCUUCCUUGGUAAAGACCUUGCUUUUGGAAACAAUUUAUCCUUUGGCAGCUCUCCAGUGUUCAGACUUGGCAGCAUCAAGGACACAACGCAAGGUGAGACAGCAUAGCAAGAUAGUGUUUGGAGUUAGAUAUUUCUUUUCUCUCCAAGGAAGGCUAGAGUCUACUGGAGUUGGAUAUUUCUCUUCCACUAAAUCAAAAGAGGCAGAUGGUCUGAAAACUGGACUCCUUUAUUUAAAGGGAGUGUUGAUAUUUAUAACCAAGCUUAUCUCCAGCAAGAUUUGUUUUCUGCAGCUGUUCCAGCAGGCAUUUUGGAGAUCAAAGAUGGGUAAAAAAGAUGCUUCUGCUAUAAAACUUCCUGUUGAUCAGUACCGAAAGCAAAUUGGUAAACAGGAUUAUAAAAAAACCAAACCUAUUUUACGAGCAACCAAAUUAAAAGCAGAAGCAAGGAAAACAGCAAUAGGCAUAAAGGAAGUUGGCCUUGUACUUGCAGCUAUAUUGGCCCUGCUACUGGCUUUCUAUGCUUUCUUUUAUCUCAGACUGUCUUCGGAUGUUGACUCUGAUCUGGACCCAGAUGAGGAUUAGCUGAACAGUAAUCAAUGCCUGAAAUGGAAAUAAUAUUAUAAAAGCACCUUUGGGACCAAUACUUUCUGGAGUACUGACACUGUAACAUUUUGAAUUCUUUCUGCUGAUAUUUUCAUUUUGCAGAAAUAUCCUUUUAAAUAAUUGCCUAGGAUAUCAAGAAAAGAACCUUACCUAGCAAUGUAAUAUAAUAUAUGCCACCAAGAACUUUUAUAAAUCUUUCUGCUUUGAUAGGUAUCCAUGGUACAUUUAGAUAAAAUGGAAAACAGAUCCUAAUUUUUUUAAGGUUUAACAAGUUUAUUGUAUAACUCCAUCACUUGUAGAUUACUAAAUUAUUUUUUGUUCUAUAUCUGAGUGUUUCAUAAGUAAAAGUAUAUAGCUUCAUUUAUAGAAACAUACUCAAAUCACAUUCAGAGCCUAAAUGAGAACAAAAAGUCAUGGGAAAUUUUUAUUUUACAAAGAAACUCUUCGUUUUUUUCAGACAUAUUUUAUAUCAUUAGAGAGACUAUCUGCACAUACAUCUAUAGUAAUCUUUUUCCUUUUUCGCCAACUGUUCAAUACACAUGUGUUCAAUCAGAAAUGGCACCUGGGUGACAGAAGCUCAAAGAGUCACAUAUGUCUCUAAAAUAUAGUUCCUUUCCUCUUGGGCUAUCUGAACUAGUCUAAGUAGAAAGUUCAUUGGAUCUUGAUUUUAAUUAACUUAUUACUCUAUUAAUAUAAACUUGGAAUUCUGUUUUAAUUAUGCUGUCUGGCAGCUUGCAGUAUCAGUUUGCCCCUUUAUUAGGAAGAUAUGUAACAGUCUGUCAUUGAAUUGUGCCAUCUUUUUUACACAGCAGUAAAAGAAAUCCUACAUACCAGAAUCAUUUUCAUGGGUUAUCUCCUGAAUCUGAAUAAUACAAAGUUAUUUUACAAAAUUACAUUUUGUAUCUUGAAAAUUAAUAAAUUAAAACUCUUCAUGAAAAAUAAAUAGAAUAUAUGCCUCAUUUUACUCUCACACAUAGAUUUCUGUUUAUAUAAUUGUUUUCAAUGUUAUUUGCAUUUGUUUGUGCAUAAUAACCAGUAUUUUCGAUGUUUUCACUUGUAAUCAAAUUUUAAGGCAAAUGGACAUGUAAAGAUUAGAAAAUUAGAAAAUAUGUAGCAACACAUGUGUUCUUAGGUACUACCGUCUAUAAAAAUGCAUAGAAAAUGAAUAAUUUGAAAUAUGGGCAUAAAAUAUUUUAUAGAAUAUAUUUUGUAUUUAUGAAGAAUGAACUACUAGGCUUGCUUACAUAUGGCCAAGAGGAGAAAGCUUUGAUAAAACCUUUAGGAAGAUAGUUAUAAGCACAGUUUCUGAAAGGAAAAUAAAAAGUUCUUUGGUACUUUUGCAAAAAAGUGAAUAUGACUAUGUAGUGUUAUGUUCUGUAGAAUUUUUUCAACUAGAGUAAUGUCUGAAAACAGCCAAAGCUUCCAAUUUCCUCACAAAUUAUUUAUGCCAAACAUCUGAGGGCAAGAUUUAACAGUGUUAUUUACUGAAUUCUUCCCCUUGAGCUCACAAACUCAAGAGACAGACCAAGAGUUCUUAUAUACUCACCACUGUGGACCAAUCCAAGUGGCAUUUUUAGGAAAGGUUGCAGCAUUUAAUGCCAUGUGGUAUGUCUGUUCGUGAAGUGGGAGGCAAGGGAAUAUCCAAGCUGGCAUUUUGGAUAUGAUGGGCCUUUUACUUUCCUGAGUGACAUGCCACAUGUCAAGAAAGACUUCUUUCCCCCACUCCCAUCACAUUUAUGUGAGUAAUUUUCAUUUAGUUAUUUCCCCUCCCAUAUGGUGUUAAAAACAGUCAUAUAAAAUAAAGAUUAUUUCUUGUUUUCAGGAGUAAUUAAAAUGAAACAAAAUGUAAUCAUUUCUUACAAGUAUUAGAUAACCUUCCAGGUAUAAAGAACAGUUUACUGUAUUUAAAAUAGAUGAUUAUGCAAUUGGAAAUGUUUCAAAAUUCAUCACACUGAAAAUAUUUUACUAUUCUGCUCUAUUAUUGAGUUUUUCUUUUGGGAAAAAAAGGAUGCUAUUUCUGAUAAUACUAAAUAUUAGUCUAAAUAUAAUCUAAUUGUAGGCAAGUUUCAUUGCCUUAUUUUAUUGAUAUCUUGAGUCUAUCGAUAGUCCUUUUGUAUGAUGUGUUGAUUUAUGAUGGCCCGAGAGAACUAUCAAUCCCAAAUGCUAUACUUUUUGAUUUCAGUAAAUAACAGGUAAAGUGAGACAAUCUAUGUUUAUAUAACACUGUUUUUGUGAAAUGCAAAUUUUAUGAAUUCACAUUAACUGGGAAGCAGCCAAUCCUCUGUAAAGAAAUUCCAGAUUGAAAGUCUGGUUUGAAUCUUUGAAGACAGAAAGGUGAUAUCUUUUGGCUGUUUUGGGGGACCACACUGCUGAAUAGUGAGUGAGUGGUAUUUGGCGUAAAUCUGAGACUGGCAUCAGACACAAAUUUUACACAUGGAUAUCCAUACCCAUACCACCCCCAGUAAUUCACUGUCCAAGGUAAUUCAGAAAACAGAAACGAAAAAAUAAUAAUGACUUUUUAGGGUGUUAGAAUGUGUUUGUUAACAUAUUCUGCAGAGUAAAUUUUCAUGAGUGCAGCAGACUUAAAGUAUAGUCUAUGGAGCACUGUGAGGGAGUUCACAGUUCUUAUUUUGCAUACAAGCUUAGACCAGGGUAAAAAACAUACAAAUUUAUUUGAGAGGAAAUAUUAUAAAAUAUAACCUCAUCUACAAAUUGUAUUUUUAACAAAAAUCCCACUUUACUGCAGUUAUAGGGUUGUUCUUUUAAGAUGGCAAAAACUUCAUGAUUUUCUAUCCUUUUAUUUUUUUCUUAAAUAGAGAACAAAUAUUGUCACAUAACUAGUGAUUGAAUAUCAUGAGUGUCUGUGCUUA